UUUGGAGCUUGACAGGCCCCACAUUGGAGGUUUAAGCUACCCCGCACCGUGGGGUCAACCACGCCGCAGAACUUCGCAACGAUGGCUCCGAAGCUUCAAGAAUCGCGAAUGCGCUGGCCGUGGAAAGUCUUAGUUCGUGCAUCGCUGCCAUUAUUAAUCCGUCAGGGAGGAUUUCCGGCUAAUAUUGGAUACCAUGCUCUUCCAUGUGAGAUGCAACAUUGAUCCUUGAGAUUAUUUUCUUGUCUUCAUCUUGACAAGAAUUGAAGUCAGUCUCCUCGUCCGCCAACGAAGAUGAUAUCCCAGAAGAGCUCGCCAGAGCCACUCGCAGCGCACUUGCGCCAGAUAGCGGGUCGUGUUGGAAUAGCUCAACUGCUGCUCCUUCUCUUGGCUGGUGGGCUUACAUGGCUCCUCGUUGACUAUGCACGCAUGCUUCUCCUACGAAGAAAGAUGCCACCAGGACCAUUCCCCUACCCCAUCAUCGGCAACACAUUCCAGCUUCCAGACAAGAAACCAUGGAUCUACUUCGAACAACUGGCCAAAGAAUACAACUCCGGCAUAAUAACCUUUUGGAUCGGACGGAAUCCCACCGUUUGGCUGAAUGAUGCACAAACAGCAUCUGAUCUCCUCGAUAAACGCGCUGCAACAUUCUCAUCGAGACCCCAUAUGGUGGUGUUUGGCGAUCUAGCGUUUGGGCAGGCAAGUCUGGUAACGAUGUAUUAUGGGGAUAGAUUUCGCGUGCAUCGGAAGCUAACUCACAUGGGAGUGGGAAUGCAACAAGUGAGAGGAUAUCAGAAUUUGCAAAGCGAUGAGAAUAAAGUAGUACUUUAUGAUUUACUCACAGACUCAGAGAAUUAUGUUACGCAUUUUGAAAGGUACGCUGCGAGUGUGGUGUCGAUUAUUGGGUAUGGGCGUAGGAUAUCAAAGGUUACGGACCCGAUCAUCACCGAGGUCAUUUACCUCAUGCAACGAGCUGCAGAACACAACGUGCCGGGAAAGUCUUUCCCGAUGCUGUUGGAAACAUUUCCGAUACUGGCAAAAUUUCCAAAAUGGAUGGCACCAUGGAUGAAGAAUUUCCGCAAGCCGCGUGCGAAAAACUUCUUUUACGCAUUGGCAGAAGAGGCAGCAACGAAUCCCGAUGGCAAUGAUUGCUACUCGAAGAAACUGUUUGAACAAGGACCGAAGUACAAUCUCUCAGAUGUUGAAUUAUCGACACUUUCGGGUUCUCUGUUUGGUGCGGGGAGUGAUACUUCCAGCUCGACACUUGUUACCUUCGUAUUGGCAUGCUGCGCAUUUCCCGAGACAUUAACGAAGGCAUGGGAAGAGCUAGAUCGAGUUGUAGGUCCCCAUAGAAGUCCAAACUUCGAGGAUGAAGCAAAUCUAGUGUACGUGAAAGCGUUGGUGAAAGAGGUUCUGAGAUGGCGGUCUGUGGCCAUUAUUGGAGGACAACCCCAUGCGCCAAUCCAAGACGAAAUAUACAAGGGUUGGCUGAUUCCGAAGAACACCUGGGUUCAAGGGAACGUCUGGGCCAUUCACAGAAAUGAGCGAGAAUUUCCAGAUCCAGACAGAUUUGAUCCGGAGCGAUACUUGAAAGAUGGCGCCAAUUCGAGACCGUUCCCGAACGAGAGAGGCUAUAUGACGUUCGGCUGGGGAAGAAGAGUAUGUGUAGGGCAAGCUUUGGCCGAACAAGGGACAUUCAUCAGUAUAGCUCGCCUGCUGUGGGCUUUCAAUAUUCAGAAAGCUUUGGAUGGGAAUGGGAAUGAAAUUCCGGUAGACAUCUUCGACUAUACGGAUGGGUUGAAUAUCCGCCCGAAUCCUUUCAAAUGCAGAAUAACUCCUCGAAACGAUGAAAUUCGACGGACAAUCGAGAGGGAAGGCAAGCAGGCUCAAGAGGACUUGGCAAUAUACAAUGGAGAAACGAAGUACAGAAUAACCACGUAUCGCGAGACAGAAUAGGAUCAGGAAUAACACAAUGAAAGAAGGAACAAGCAGACAAGUUUGUAGAAAAUUUUGAACAAUACUUCCCACCCCAUAAACCAGUAAACAGACAGUAAAAGGAGUAACCAUUUCCAGAAGCGAUUGUCAGUUUAACAAUACUAGGAAGAAGACGAAGAAUCACCUAUUAGGACCAGGAACCGCAAUCAUGA
This is a messenger RNA of Mollisia scopiformis, 2144 nucleotides long. Its product is annotated as putative cytochrome P450. The record is from RefSeq and is a predicted model, not a curated record. Gene Ontology annotation, molecular function: oxidoreductase activity, acting on paired donors, with incorporation or reduction of molecular oxygen; heme binding; iron ion binding. The transcript is spliced from 5 exons. Bases 292 to 1953 code for a protein of 553 amino acids. Lineage: Eukaryota; Fungi; Ascomycota; Leotiomycetes; Helotiales; Mollisiaceae.